This is a messenger RNA of Rubroshorea leprosula, 640 nucleotides long. The record is from the annotation of a GenBank genome assembly. Lineage: Eukaryota; Viridiplantae; Streptophyta; Magnoliopsida; Malvales; Dipterocarpaceae.
AAUUCACGAUCGUGCACUUGAUUUCAAAUUGUAUAUCAAAAUUUCGAACAACGUCAAUAAAAUUAAUAGAUAUGAAGAAACUGAAACGUACCAUUCUGGAGAUAAGGCCCGUAUUCAGUAGCGGAAAGGUGCAUCUUGAUGUCGUCAAGGGUCUCGCACUAGCAGAGGUUGUUGUAAUCGGCGGCAGUGAAGAGGCUAGCCUUGUAGCCCCUCACGAUCGCCUUCAGAUACCCACCAUGGAUGUUGAAGGUCAUAGCUUCAAAUCCGGAAGGAAAGAAGAUGAGGGUAUGUCGCGAACCCAAGACCUGGGUUCCUCGCGAACCCAGGCUCUUGGGUGGGAACCCGCGAGCUGGGUUCCUCGCGAACCCAAGCUCGGUUCCUCGCGAACCCAAGCUCCUAGGUGCGAACCCACGAGCUGGGUUCGCGAGGAACCCAAGUUCCUGGGUGCAAACCCGCGAGUUGGGUUCCUCGUGAACCCAAGGUCCUGGGUGCGAACCUGUGAGCUGGGUUCCUCGCGAACCCAAGCUCCUGGGUUCGCCUAGAGAUAAAAGGAGAAAAAAAAAAGAAGAAAAGGCCGGAGGAAGGAGAGGAUGGGGAAGAAAGAAGAGGGUAAAUUAGUAAUUAAAAGAAAAAAUUUUAC